AUGCCAAAAAGCUUAUUUGGCAGCCAGAGCGCUGACCAAGCUGCCGCUGGAUUCGGUGCAGGCAUCAUGGCAACCUUUACCAUGCAGCCGUUCGACAUCAUUAAAGUGAGGUUCCAAGUAGCCAGCACGUCCGAGAACGCGGGAUACGGACGAGCAAUCUGGACUGCUCUCAGAAAUGUUGUGAAGAAGGAAGGCCCUACUGGUUUAUGGAGGGGAAUCGUACCAAACAUCAUCGGCAACUCCAGCGGAUGGGCUACGUAUUUCUACUUCUACACGAUGUUCAAGGGUGCUGCACAAACACGGCAACACAACACAGCUCUUUCACCUUCUCAGUAUCUUCUAUGUGCAUCUACAGCAGGCUCGAUCAGCGCUAUGAUUACUAACCCUUUCUACGUUAUCAAAACGCGGAUGUACACGUCGUCAUACAAUAACAGUAGCGCAUACAGAGGACUGUUGGAUGGAUUCAACAAGGUGGUCUCUUCAGAGGGUGUCUGUGGAUUGUGGAAAGGCACUCUCCUCGCGCUGGGUACAGUCGCAAACAGUGCUCUGCAAUUCACCAUAUAUGAGGAAAUGAAGAAAUCUCGGUUCGCUGCGAGGGAUACGCAGCCUGGCGUAAAUGACAGACUGCCCAACUGGGAAUACACAGCUUUGAGUGGAUCGUCGAAGCUUAUUGCUUUGGCUGCGACCUACCCGUACCAAGUAAUAAGAUCGAGGCUUCAGUAUUCUACAGAGUUUGAGAACAUAAGACAUUGCGUGAAGCAGUCUUACAGGCGUGAAGGGAUCAGAGCGUUCUAUAGGGGAUUGGGUAUCAAUGCUAUCAGAAUCCUGCCAGGAACUUGCGUCACUUUUGUAACAUACGAAAACUUAAUAUGGAUAAUCAAGGAAGCCUCGCGUGAUAAGCAGGAUUGA
Messenger RNA from Wallemia ichthyophaga EXF-994, 909 nucleotides. RefSeq lists its product as uncharacterized. Gene Ontology annotation, molecular function: FAD transmembrane transporter activity; folic acid transmembrane transporter activity. Bases 1 to 909 code for a protein of 302 amino acids. Lineage: Eukaryota; Fungi; Basidiomycota; Wallemiomycetes; Wallemiales; Wallemiaceae. The transcript has 7 exons. Gene Ontology annotation, biological process: nucleotide transport; mitochondrial transport; folate import into mitochondrion. The record is from RefSeq and is a predicted model, not a curated record. Gene Ontology annotation, cellular component: mitochondrion; mitochondrial membrane.